CUCCUUACCCUUUCUCAAACAGAAAAGGGGCAAAAAUUCAACAAGACGUGUGCCCCUCAGUCGGGGACGAGUGAGCCCUCCGCCCCACUUAUCUGGCUGUGUAAUCGCCCCUCUCCGCUCCGACGCAGCGCGCCCAACCUUCCCGGUCCAGACCCGGUUCCUGGCCGCUCCCGCUCCACUCUGGGGAGGUCGGGGAAGGCGGGAGGUUUCGCGUGCCUGGUUUUCGGGGGCGCUGCGGGAGGGGGCAGCGAGGGCUUGGAGUCCCGAGACACACACACACACACUCCCUGAGGCUAAUCCCCUCUCCCUCGUCGGUUCCCGGGACCGUAUUAUUCAAGACACAAAAUAUUCAGCCCCAGAACCUCCCUUGGGGAGGGGAGGGGAAGGAGGUGGAGUGGGAGGAGGUGGAUCCAGGGAGGAAGAAGCGAGAAAUCCGCCCCCGGGAAACAGCUUGGCGCGGCGGCGGAGCGAGGCGCUUCUGUCACUUUGGCGAUCGCGGCGCCCAAGCGCGGCCCCGGCCCGGCCCAGCGAGGCGAGGGGAGAGUCCGGCGGCCGCCGCCCCGCCCCACGCCCUCCCGCGGCGGCCGAGAGCCCAGGGCCGGCCGGGGCAGGUCGCGGCGGUGCCUGGGAACGGCCGGCCGGGGGCGGCGGCCUCGGAGCACGGCGGCGGCCAGCUCUGGCUCGUCCUCCCACUCGGCCCGGCUCGCGUCGGGCAUGCGGGGCGCGCUGUCCUGGGGCUGGCCAGCCGCGCGAGGAUCCACUCGCCCCGCGUCCUCCGGUAUCAAAAAGUAAAGAUGGAAAAGAACAAAGUGAAACUGUAUCCCCAUCCGAAGAUGAAACAUUCUCCUGGCCAGGUCCCAAAACAGUUAUGUUGAAAAGAACAUCUCAAGGCUUUGGUUUUACAUUAAGGCAUUUUAUUGUUUAUCCCCCAGAGUCUGCAAUUCAAUUUUCAUAUAAGGAUGAAGAAAAUGGCAACAGAGGAGGGAAACAAAGAAACCGCUUGGAACCAAUGGAUACCAUAUUUGUUAAACAGGUUAAAGAGGGAGGACCUGCUUUUGAAGCUGGAUUAUGCACAGGUGACCGAAUUAUAAAAGUCAAUGGAGAAAGUGUUAUUGGAAAGACGUAUUCCCAAGUAAUUGCUUUAAUUCAGAACAGUGAUACAACAUUAGAACUGAGUGUUAUGCCAAAAGAUGAAGAUAUUCUCCAAGUGCUACAGUUUACAAAGGAUGUCACAGCUCUGGCGUAUUCUCAAGAUGCCUAUCUGAAAGGCAAUGAAGCCUACAGUGGCAAUGCCCGCAAUAUACCUGAACCUCCUCCAAUUUGCUAUCCCUGGCUGCCAUCUGCCCCUCCAGCCAUGGCACAGCCCAUUGAAAUAUGUCCUGCAGAGUCAUCCCCGAGCAAGCAGCAAACCAGUACCCCUGUACUGACUCAGCCUGGCAGGGCCUACAGAAUGGAAAUACAAGUGCCUCCAUCACCAACAGAUGUUGCAAAGUCCAACACAGCAGUGUGUGUUUGCAAUGAAAGUGUGAGGACUGUCAUUGUGCCUUCUGAGAAGAUUGUAGAUUUGAUAACCAAUAGGAACAACCACACAGUUCCUCCACACAGAACUGAAGAAGUGAGGUAUGGUGCAAAUGAGCAGACCUCUUUAAAAACUGUGUCAAGAACCACAUCGCCACCAUCAAUUCCCACUGCCCAUCUAAUUCAUCAGACUGCAGGCUCCAGAUCCUUAGAACCUUCUGGGAUUUUACUUAAAUCUGGCAAUUACAGCGGACCUUCCGAAGGGAUGGCAAACAAUAGAUCUCAAGUUGUGGAUUCUCCCUCUGUGUCUGUCAACCACUACUCUCCAAAUUCCCAUCAACACAUAGACUGGAAAAACUAUAAAACUUACAAAGAGUAUAUCGAUAACAGACGAUUGCACAUGGGUUGUCGGACAAUUCAAGAGAGAUUAGACAGUUUAAGAGCAGCAUCUCUGAGCACAGCAGAUUAUAGCCCAGUGGCACCAAGCCGCACUACUUUGCAGGUGCGACGUCGGAGCACCUCUCAUGACCGCGGGCCCCAGUCCAUCCAGAUCCGGCAACGCAGUGUAUCCCAGGAAAGGCUGGAGGAUUCUUUGUUAAUGAAGUAUUGCCCAAGAAGUGCAUCCCAAGGAGCUCUGACAUCUUCAUCUGUUAGUUUUAGUAAUCAUAGAACUCGUUCGUGGGAUUAUAUCGAGGGGCAGAGUGAACCCUUAGAAAAUGUCAGUUCUGAAAGUCAGAUACCUGACUCCAGUGGAGAACGAAAACAGACUUAUAAGUGGAGUGGAUUUACUGAACAGGAUGAUAGGCGAGGUAUUUAUGAAAGACCUAGGCAGCAAGAAAUUCAUAAAUCUUUCCGAGGUUCAAAUUUUACGGUGGCUCCCAGUAUUGUUAAUUCUGACAACAGGCGAAUGAGUAGCCGAGGAGUGGGAUCUGCGUCUCAGUUUAAAAAAAUCCCACCAGAUCUUAAAACACUUCAAUCAAACAGGAAUUUGCAAACUACUUGUGGAAUGUCACUGCCUCGAGGUACUUCACAAGACAGGUCACCUCUUGUGAAAGUCCGAAGUAAUUCUCUAAAAGCACCCUCUGUGCAUGUCACAAAACCAUCAUUUAGCCAGAACUCAUAUGUUUCUAUCAAAGACCAAAGACCAGUAAAUCACUUACAUCAGAACAGUCUACUGAAUCAGCAAACGUGGUUAAGAACUGAAAGUGCCCCUGACCACCAAGUGGAGACUGGGAAACCCCCCUCUUUAUCUGGAGCGGCUGUCAAGCCUGUCCCACAGGUGAAUGAGAACUCUGGCACUUCAGAGUUAGAAUCAUCUGUCACUCAGAGGAAUCAAGACUUAAAUUUACAAGAGGCUGAAAUUCAGCAAUCAAAUACUUUAGAUAAUAAAGAAAUUGUCAUCCUAAGAGAAAAACCUCCAUCUGGUCGCCAAACCCCACAGCCUUUAAGGCAUCAGUCUUACAUCUUGGCGGUGAAUGACCAUGACACUGGAUCAGACACCACCUGCUGGCUGCCCAAUGACGCACGCCGGGAGGUGCAGAUAAAGAGAAUGGAGGAAAGGAAGGUCUCCAGCACCAGUCCACCUGGUGAUUCCUUGGCAUCCAUUCCCUUUAUAGAUGAACCAGCUAGCCCAAGCAUUGACCAUGACAUUGCACACAUCCCCGCCUCUGCUGUCAUCUCAGCCUCCACCUCCCAGGUGCCCUCUAUAGGAACAGUCCCUCCCAGCCUCACAACAUCAGCUCCUCUAAUUCGGCGUCAGCUCUCCCAUGACCAGGAAUCUGUUGGACCCCCUAGCCUGGAUGCUCAGCCCAGCUCAAAGACAGAAAGAUCAAAGUCAUAUGAUGAGGGCCUGGAUGAUUACAGAGAAGACGCAAAAUUGUCUUUUAAACAUGUAUCUAGCCUGAAGGGAAUCAAGAUUGUAGACAGCCAAAAGUCCUCAGAAGACUCUGGUUCCAGAAAAGAUUCAUCCUCAGAAGUUUUCAGUGAUGCUGCCAAGGAAGGGUGGCUCCAUUUCCGGCCACUUGUCACCGAUAAGGGCAAGCGAGUUGGUGGAAGUAUUCGGCCCUGGAAGCAGAUGUAUGUGGUACUUCGUGGCCAUUCACUUUACUUGUACAAAGAUAAAAGAGAACAAACAACUCCAUCUGAAGAAGAACAACCCAUCAGCGUUAAUGCUUGCUUAAUAGACAUCUCUUACAGUGAGACCAAGAGGAAAAAUGUGUUUCGACUCACCACGUCAGACUGUGAAUGCCUGUUUCAGGCUGAAGACAGAGACGAUAUGUUAGCGUGGAUCAAGGCCAUCCAGGAGAGCAGCACCCUAAAUGAAGAGGACACUGGAGUCACUAACAGGGACUUAAUUAGUCGAAGAAUAAAAGAAUAUAACAGUCUGAUGAGCAGAGCAGAGCAGUUGCCAAAAACACCUCGCCAGACUCUUAGCAUCAGGCAGACUUUGCUUGGUGCUAAAUCAGAGCCAAAGACUCAAAGUCCACACUCUCCAAAGGACGAGUCAGCAAGGAGACUUCUCAGUACAGUUGAUACCAGUCCCCCAAAAGACAAAGGCACAUGGAGAAAAGGCAUUCCAAGUAUUAUGAGAAAGACAUUUGAAAAAAAGCCUACUGCUACUGGAACAUUUGGUGUCAGACUGGAUGAUUGCCCACCAGCUCAUACAAAUCGGUAUAUUCCAUUAAUAGUUGACAUAUGUUGCAAAUUAGUUGAAGAAAGAGGUCUUGAAUAUACAGGUAUUUAUAGAGUUCCUGGAAAUAAUGCAGCCAUCUCAAGUAUGCAAGAAGAACUCAACAAGGGAAUGGCUGAUAUUGAUAUUCAAGAUGAUAAAUGGAGAGAUUUGAAUGUGAUAAGCAGUUUACUAAAGUCCUUCUUCAGGAAACUCCCUGAACCUCUCUUCACAAAUGAUAAAUAUGCUGACUUCAUUGAAGCCAAUCGUAAAGAAGAUCCUCUAGAUCGUCUGAAAACAUUAAAAAGACUAAUUCACGAUUUGCCUGAACAUCAUUAUGAAACACUCAAGUUUCUUUCAGCUCAUCUCAAGACGGUGGCGGAAAAUUCAGAAAAAAAUAAGAUGGAACCACGAAACCUGGCAAUAGUUUUUGGUCCAACUCUUGUGAGGACGUCUGAGGAUAACAUGACCCACAUGGUCACUCACAUGCCAGACCAGUACAAGAUAGUAGAGACGCUGAUCCAGCACCAUGACUGGUUUUUCACAGAAGAAGGUGCCGAAGAGCCUCUUACAACAGUGCAGGAGGAAAACACAGUAGACUCCCAGCCUGUGCCAAACAUAGAUCACUUACUCACCAACAUUGGAAGGACAGGAGUCUCCCCUGGAGAUGUAUCAGACUCAGCUACUAGUGACUCAACAAAAUCUAAGGGUUCUUGGGGAUCUGGAAAAGAUCAGUAUAGCAGGGAACUGCUUGUAUCCUCCAUCUUUGCAGCCGCUAGCCGCAAGAGGAAAAAGCCAAAAGAAAAAGCGCAGCCUAGCAGCUCAGAAGAUGAACUGGACAGUGUAUUUUUCAAGAAAGAAAAUGCAGAGCAGUGUCCCAAUGAUAUUAAAGAGUCCAAAAAAGAGAGUGAGACACAAGGCAGAAAACAGAGGGUCAUCAUCUCCAAAGAAAAUAAUGCUAAGAAAGACACCAGCACAACAAAAGAUGAGACGAUGUCGCUCCUAAGAGAGAGCGAGCCCCCCGAGGAUCCCUCAGCCCCACACGGUUCGAAGCACGACAAGUCACCCACCCCGAGCUGUCGCUUCACGGCCCUGAAAGAGAGCCCCAAGCCCGGCCUGGCGCAGAAGGCCUCCCAUCUUGAGGAGACGGGGUCUGGCUCUGGCACUUGGCUUGUCGGCACUUCCUCCCAACCUUCUCUGGCAAGGUUUUCCACCAAGAAAUCCAGCAGCCCCGAAACCAGGCCCGCCGAGUUCCCGGCCCCAGCCAAUCCCUCCGCCACGAGCCCGCCCGGCCUGGACGCCAGCCGCCUGAGCCCCGAGGUGCAGUCGGUCGCGGAAAGCAGGGGGGACGAGGCCGACGACGAGCGGAGCGAGCUGGUCAGUGAAGGGCGGCACGUGGAAACGGACAGUGAGAGCGACUUCCCGGUGUUCCCCGCAGCCACGACCUCGGAGAGGCCCUUUCGAGGGAAGCUCCAAGAGGCCGCGGGCAAGACGGGCCGGAGGAACUCGGAGGGAAGCGAUCUGAGCUGCACCGAGGGGAGUUUGACCCCCAGCUCUGACAGCCGCCGGCAGCUCUUCAGUUCGCACAAGCUCAUUGAGUGUGACACGCUGUCCAGGAAGAAAUCGGGGAGAUUCAAGUCAGACAGCGGAAGUCUGGGUGAGGCCAAAAACGAGAAAGAAACACCCGCGGUAACUAAAGUGUUUGAUGUGAUGAAAAAAGGAAAAUCAACAGGGAGUUUACUGACACCAACCAGAGGUGAGUCUGAAAAACAGGAACCCACUUGGAAAACGAAAAUAGCAGAUCGGUUAAAACUGAGAACCAGAGCACCAGCAGAUGACAUGUUUGGGGUAGGCCACCAAAAGGCAAGUGCCGAGACCGCUAAGAGGAAGAACAUCAAACGCAGACACACGCUGGGAGGCCACAGGGAUGCGACUGAAAUCAGUGUUCUGAACUUCUGGAAAGCGCAGGAGCAGAGUGGAGAGAGAGAAUCGGAACUUUCUGCUGUGCAUCGGCUAAAGCCCAAAUGCUCGGCCCAGGACCUCUCCAUCUCAGACUGGCUCGCCAGGGAGCGCUUGCGCACCAGCGCGUCGGACCUCAGCCGCCGCGAGUCGGGAGACCCGCCACCGGACAGCGCCUGCACCUUAGAAGUCGCCGCGGGGGACGCGCCUGUGGCUCCGCAGUCCGAGGCAGGCGGCCCUCCCAGUUCCUUGGCUUCAGGCAGCAGGCCCCUUCUUUCCUUGCCACCACACCAGCCACCUGACCAGAUAAAUGGAGGCAGCUUCCAGAACAUGACAGAUGCUAGUGCUGCAGCCAAGGCCCAACCUUAUACACUGUCUGAAACCGCAGGCAGGAAGGCACAGUUUCAUCCCUGUCUGUCUUUAAACUGGGGGGAUGCCCACCAGAGCAAAUAAAAAGCUACUGUUACACGGUCCAGUAACUGUAAAUAUUUUCUUCUACCAGAAUUGUUAUUAUGCAGCCUUCAUUUGGGCUGGUUUCAUCAUUUUGCACUGUGAAAUAACUUUACAGUGCAUUACUACAGCCAGAAGAACAUAUAUAUAUAUAUAUAUGAAGAACAUAUAUAUAUAUGUAUAUAUAUAUAUAUGUAUAUUUAAAAAUAUAUUGAAUAGUUGUAUACAAAUGGACAAGGUAUUUGUUGCAACUUACUACAUAGUGUAUACCCAAGAUUACUGAUGGAAAUGGCUGGCAUUAGUAUGCGGCAAAUUUGUUCAUUUGGUUUCAUCACUAACAAAAGUGCCUCAUCAUAAAAAUACAUUUGGUUUUUAGGGUGCCAUAUUGUUAAAGUUAGAUUACUUACAUCGAAUAAACGAAUGUGUUUUAUUGGUAACAAGUUUCAUUACAUUUACCAGUUUUAACACAGGUGGAUACAGAACUUCCAUUCAUUAGUCAUUCCAGGUGGAUCUCUGAGUUUUAUAUUCAAACUUUUAAUACAGUCUUUGAGUUUUGUGUGACUUGAAUUUUUAAUCUUUCUGUAAAAUACGUAACUUAAAUGAACAUAUUAUAUGUGUAUCUUUUCUUCAGAUACCAAAUUUGAUAUAAAUGUUGUAACAUAGGUGUGUAGAUAGUGACCUGGAUGGAACUGGCUUCUUUAUCGAGAAUAUAAUUCUGCAUGAGGAAUUAAUGAAUCCAAACCUGUGUCAUGCCUGUGUGCAUACCCAAUUAAACACUGGAAAUAAAAAUUGUUUUGGUGAA
Molecule: messenger RNA, 7397 nt
Organism: Manis pentadactyla (Chinese pangolin)
Lineage: Eukaryota; Metazoa; Chordata; Mammalia; Pholidota; Manidae
Gene: ARHGAP21
Product: Rho GTPase activating protein 21
Biological process (GO): signal transduction; Golgi localization
Molecular function (GO): protein binding
Source: RefSeq, a predicted model, not a curated record